UUCCUCACCCUACAUUACGUCACCGGGACCUUUGCGCUUGUCGAUCGCAGUGUAUUAUGGUGAUGCAGCUCUUCAGGAACUGAAGAAUGCACUUGCAGGACGCAGCGGCCAGACGACUGCUUUGCUUUAACAUCUGCAACUAAGACAGUAAAGAGCAGCAGGGGCGAGCCGGUGCAGGAUCAGAUAACGAGGCGUCAUCACACACACAACACGAUGCUGGGCUGCUCGCUGCGAGGAGGCUGCAGUCCUCUGGUCUUCCUCUGGACCCUGCUGCUGCUCCCGCCUCUGGUUUCCCCUCAUAGCUUGAAUGAGCAGCAUGGGAGCAGAAGCCACAAUGUGAAGGACAAGCCCAAGCUGCUUCUUGUGUCCUUCGACGGCUUUCGCUGGGACUAUAUCGAUCGCGUCCCGACGCCUAACUUCCGCCUCCUCAUGGAUGAAGGGGUGAUGGUGGAGCAGGUGGAGAACAUUUACAUCACCAAAACGUUCCCCAACCACUACACCCUGGUGACAGGCCUGUACGCCGAGACGCACGGCAUCGUGGCCAAUGAGAUGUACGAUCCCACCCUCAACCACUCUUUCUCCAUUGAGACGGAGAGCAUUUAUGAUCCGCGGUGGUGGGAGGAGGCGGUGCCUCUCUGGGUGACCAUCCAGAAAUCUGGAGGCCGGAGUGGGGCUGCAAUGUGGCCUGGGUCUGAUGUGAAGAUCCAUGGCAUGUUACCCUCCCAGUUCCUCCACUACAACUCCUCAGUCUCCUUUGAAACCCGAGUGGGGCGGAUUAUUGACUGGUUCUCUGCACCUAAAGAGGACGCGGUGGAUUUUGGAGUCCUGUAUUGGGAGGAGCCCGAUGAAAGCGGCCACCUCCUGGGCCCUCAGAGUUCCCUCAUGGAUGCAGUCAUCGCUGGGAUCGACGAGAAGCUCGGCUUCCUCAUAAAUGAGCUAAAGAAAGCCGGGUUGUUUGAGAAGGUGAACCUGAUAGUGACCAGCGACCAUGGGAUGACGCAGCUUUUCGCUGAUAACAUCAUAGAACUGGAUGAGUAUGUCAGCAGGGACCUGUACACUUUGGUGGAUAGGAGUCCGGUGGUGGGGAUUCUGCCCAAAGAAGGGAAGCUCAACGAGGUGUACGACAAGCUGGUGGACGCAAACCCCAACAUGAUGGUGUACAAGAAGGAGGAAAUCCCCACGCGCUUCCACUAUCAGCACAGCGUCCGCAUCAUGCCCAUCGUCUUAGAGGCCAAGGAGGGCUGGACCAUCAUGCAGAACAGGAGCGGGCCCUUCAUGUUGGGAAACCACGGCUAUGACAACACCCUGCGCAGCAUGCAGCCUGUGUUUGUGGCCCGUGGACCAGCCUUUCGCCAGGAUUAUGUGAAAACCACCAUGCGCUCAGUCGAUCUUUACCCUCUCAUGUGCCACAUCCUGUCUAUCCGGCCUCUGCCGAACAACGGCUCCCUUGCAAACGUUCAGGACCUGCUGUCCCCGGACUCGGCUCCACCUGCUCCCAGCGCGCCUCCCAGGGUCGAUGAGUACUCCUACGCCCCCGUCGUGGGCUCUUUCCUGAGCGUGGUGAUGGUGCUGGGCUUUUUGGUUGUCUACGUCCGAGAAGUGACGCUCAAACAGCUGCCCUCACUAAAGCACAGACGCAGGGAGAUGUCGCAGCCUUUACUGCAAGAGGACUUGCACCUGUAGCUGGAGACAGGAAGGAUAGCCCACAUAAAAGAAGAGGAGGUAAUGCUCCCCAAGGUAGCCCGCUCUGUCCAGAAGCAUCCCUGAAAUGCCUCCUUCACACCGCUGUUUGUCACUGUGCUGCUCUGUUCUGAGCUUGUCUCCAUGUACAGAGUUUUGCCUUUAAGUGUGAAGGAAAUGUGCAGGGUUUGCUUCUGGAUCAGGCUUGAUCAAGAUAUUAAACCUGUUACAUGGGCUUCUAGUGGCUUUGCUUUGAUUGUGAAUUUCACCUGAUUUCAUCUCAUCAUUUUCAUCGUUGCUCACAAUGCAAAAGAUUUAAAGCAAAGAGUGGACGUAGAACAUGUGAUUCUGAUCCUUUGGUGGCUAAAACUGUGACGGGGAUAAAGGGUUUAAUGUGAAGUAGCUGUGAGGACAUUUCAUAAAAAGGGUAGGAUGCAAUAAUUCUUUUUA
Molecule: messenger RNA, 2130 nt
Organism: Solea solea (common sole)
Lineage: Eukaryota; Metazoa; Chordata; Actinopteri; Pleuronectiformes; Soleidae
Gene: enpp5
Product: ectonucleotide pyrophosphatase/phosphodiesterase 5
Exons: 5
Coding region: 214-1683 (489 amino acids)
Source: RefSeq, a predicted model, not a curated record